AUGUAUUUAAAAACCAAUCCGAGUAUAGAAGUAAAGCAUAAGAAAUGCAGAUCUAGAGAGCGAACAGUUUGCCAGUUUAAUAACCUGCGAAAACCCCAUUUGACUGUUGCGCUGCACGUCGACUUUCUUCUCAGAAUACAGGUGUGUUCCCCAGGUCACUGCCGCGCUCGAGCGGCGGGAGCCCGGGGAGGUAGGCGCGGCCGCCGCCUCCAUGUUGCGGUCGGAGGAGACUCGGGACAAAGCCCGGGUCUCCAGGAAAGGUGUGCCCGCCUCAGGGCUCCCUGCACCCGCAGAUCGCAGAUCCAGAAACGCGCUGGGGCCUGUGUGCGACCGCAAGAGAAACGGAACGGCAGCCCGGUUCCCACCGGCCGCCCGGCCCCAGCGGAGCCGCAGGGUCCCCGCUCGCGGCCGCCUGCCCGGCCCUCUCCCACCUCGGGGCACAAAGAGGGAUCGCCGGGCGGGCCAGCCCUCCCCCGGCGAAAGCGGGCAGGUCGAGGCGCGGGCCCUGUGCCCGGCGCCGCCCCGGCCCGCCCGGGGCUCCGUGCCGCAGGCUCCCCGCACUUACCAGGAAAAGCAGCAGCGCGCCCUCCGCGCCCCGCGCCAUCGCGCCUCCGCCGCCAGCUCCCCGCGUCCCCGCGCGCGCGCGCCGGCUCCUCCCCGGCGCCCCCGCCCCAAGGGUCCUCUCCCGGCGGCGGCCGCUCGGCCCUGCCCAGAGGGGCGGCUCCAGGUGUGGCCUCCGCUAGAAAAUGGAGCCCUGAGCCGGACCGAGCGGCUCGGGCCGAGGUGGGAAUGGCGCGGAGGAGGGAGGCGCCCGGGGGACGCCCGCCCCGCGCCGCACGCGCACCUGGAGCCGUGACGCCCCGGGCUGGGAACUCCGAGACCCGCCCCGCCCCGCCGCCUCCCCUCCCCGACCCCCUCUCCGCCGAGGGCGGCCGGCUCCCUGCGCCCGGUGCCGCCGUGACGAGGUGCGCUGGGUGGCCGCGCGCGGGGCCCAGGUGGCGCCGAGGAGAAGGACGAGCGACGCGCGGACCCGUGUCCUCCCCGCGUCCUCCGCGCGGCCUGCUGUCCGGGGCCAGCUCUCCGGGAGCGAAGGUUCUGGAGCCGGAUUCCGGUGGUGGUCUCCGUGAAGGCUUCUCACCUCCUUCCCACGGCCCCUUCCCACAGGUUUGCCGCUUGUCUGACUCAGGGAGAAACAGUUAUUAGAAGAAUCACAAAGGAUCCCAAGGAAUGGUUGUUGUUGUUUUUUUUGGGGGGGGGGACCCCUUGUUAACUAACCUCGACUGGGAGAAAAGUCUAGAAAGGUUAAGGGAAAGUCACACUCUUCGCUGUAUUUACAAAAUCACAUAGCGUCACUAGGAGUCAGAAUCCUCUAACCCAUAGUUAUUUAGCUGUGUGACCUGGACGACCUUUCUGUGCCUCAGUUUCCCGAUCUGUCAAAUGGAAUAGAUACCACACACCCCACAGAGGGGGCUUCCCUCAUAGCUUAGUCGGUAAAGAAUCUGCCUGCAAUGCAGGAGCCCCGGGUUUGAUCCCUGGGUCGAGAAGAGAAGGA
Molecule: messenger RNA, 1552 nt
Organism: Capra hircus (goat)
Lineage: Eukaryota; Metazoa; Chordata; Mammalia; Artiodactyla; Bovidae
Product: translation initiation factor IF-2-like
Exons: 2
Coding region: 1-1203 (400 amino acids)
Source: RefSeq, a predicted model, not a curated record